AUGGGCGUACCCAACCCGGCCGAUACUAUGGAUCGUGUCGAAUGUUGCGCAGUAUAUAUCGACGAUCGCGUGCAAGAGGAACGAUGGGUGGACCGGGAUUCGUUUGACCCGACAGCUUCCCGCAGCGAUACCAUUCGUGACGAUGAACCUGAAUCGUUGCGGUCGGACGUGGCGCUUUUGUUGGAAGUGUGUAAACAAAUAUACCUCUGUCAUGUCGGGACAUCUCUCGCUGCCAAACUCGCUGAGCUCUCCGAUAGUGCCAGCAGUAAAUGCACGCCCAUUUUCGCUUUUUUCGACAUUGAACUUGGUCGCAGCGAGGACUCUGUCCGGGAUCGUCGCAAAGCCAGUCGCGCUUCGUGGCCGGAUGCGGGACCCCCGUCUCCGACAUCUAUCCGUCGCGGCUUCACCUUCUCCGCUCAAUCCGACUCCUCCUACGGCUUGCAGUUGCUCUCAGGGGUAUCUGCAGACAUUCAAGUCUCCGAGAUCCCAAACCUGAUCAUACCGAUUGCAGUCUUGCGCCACUCGUCCACCGAACCAACCAGCGAUCCUACAUCACAACCGUCGGCCACUCCCCUUUCCGAUCCGCAGCAGAUUUCCAAAUGCUUAGAUGCAGGCGCUGUUGACGUUCUCUCAACACCACUUGACAGGUCAAGAGUGCAAGGCUUGAUAGUCCAUGCCUAUCGGGUGCGCAAGUCGGCGCGCAGGGAACAAUCUCGCUUCCUCGCCAGGAAGAAGUCGCGCAAACAAUCAUGGGUGGGCGUUCAUGAUGAGCAGCCGUAUGCCUACCUGAGAGAGGCAAUGGUAUCCAAACUCAUGAAGGGUAUUUGCAACCCCGAGGAAGUCAUUGAAGAGUUCCAGGACAGGGACCUGGACGUGAGUCCAGAGCGGCAGAAAGUUGUGAGAAAGCUCAUCGGGAACUGGAACUUCACUGCUCAUGAGUUCUCCGAAGACGAACUCGUGUUUGGGGCCUGCGAGAUGCUUCAGCAUGCUUUCACUCUACCCAACUUAGAUCAGUGGCGAUUAACACCAUGUGAACUUCGAACUUUUCUGCUCGCUUGCCGCGCAUCGUACAAUUCAUUUGUCCUCUACCAUAAUUUCCGACAUGCCAUUGAUGUGCUGCAGUCAGUGUUUUGCUUCCUGGUGCAUAUUGGUGCAUUGCCCCCAUAUGGCUCUGUCGGCACCAGUCCUGAUUCGCCGUCCUCCAUCGCAUCUCUCUUGACACCGUUUGACACUUUGACCCUACUUAUUUCCGCAAUCGGUCACGACGUCGGUCAUCCCGGAGUCAACAACUUCUUCUUGGUCAAGCUCAAUGCUCCGUUGGCGCAGCUAUACAAUGAUAAUUCGGUCCUGGAGGCUUUCCACUGCGCUGCAUUCUCACAGAUCCUGCGACGCCACUGGCCUGCCGCUUUCAAGGAUAGACAACUUCGGAAACUGCUCAUCAGUUCGAUCCUGGCGACCGACAUGGGCGUACAUCAGAAGUUUAUGGAACGGCUGGGCUCUCUGCAGGAGAAGUUCUACGCGAAUGGCAAGUCUGUCGAUGGCUGGAAGCCGCAGGAUAUUGAAAUCUACAAAACACUUGUGUGUGGCCUUUUGAUCAAGUGUGCCGACAUCAGCAAUGUGGCACGGCCGUGGGAUAUCGCCGAAAAAUGGACCAAGAUUUUACAGGAAGAAUUUGCCAAUCAGGGAGAGAUGGAGCGCGAGGUAGGCAUGGAAACUGCGUUGUUUGGUGGUCCACCGGAGCUAGGAAACGUCUACAAGCUCGCCACCGGUCAGAUCGGGUUCAUGUCUAUCUUCGCUCUCCCUCUCUUCGAGGGCGUUUCGGACCUUCUGCCUGAGCUGCGAUUCACGGUCGAGCACAUCCGGACCAACCAGACUCGCUGGCACUUUCUGGCCGAUAUGGAGAAAAGGAAGCAGUCACUGCUAGACCCGCGUUUCGAGGGCGGCCUUUCCCCUCGCUCGCAGAGCCCUGCCGCGAGUUUCAAAGGUCUGCGUGCACCGUUGAAUGAGAGCUCUGCCAGGUCGGCGCUUGACCCUGACGACCCUGCGACGCAGCGACGCGAAGCAACCGGCGACUACUUUGGGACGAUUGAAUCAUCAUCUCCGAGUGAUUACAAUGAGAACACCAUCAGUCCUGUCGUGUCGCCAGACACCCCAGGCCCAUCGAUGGAUAUCACUGGCAGUCCGAUACCGUUCGUGCCUUCUCGAAAAUCCUCCAGUGCUGUCCCUGACCUCGCUAUGCUCUCGGUAUCCGGCGCGUCUCCUGAGGCGAAUAGACCCGAGCAUGCUGGAGAUUUCGAAGGGCAGACCGGCCAAAAUUCCAGACGCUCUUCGAGGGACGCUGUUCUCGCUGCCGUCAUCUUUGCCGACACGUCCGAGGACCCGAAUCGCUCCAACUCCCAUCAUACAAGUGGUGAAUCCACUGAAAGAGAAGCAGAGCGACCGAGCAGUUCUCGGCAGGGACCGCAGGGGCACCGUCGCCAUCACGCCAACACCAACUCCACCGGACGCGGCUCAGGUGCACCGAACUCGCAGCGUAACAGUUGUACGCGCACCCACAGCUUGAGCACAUAUAGCAAUACCAUGACGCCCAUUUCUCCGGCCACCAAUGCCACCAGUUUCGUCACUGUCGAUAGCAGGGACGAGAAGGAGCAUUCCCGGGAACAAAUCAGAGACGAGCAUGACGAGUCUGACGGUGCACGGCCGGGUUCAUCGAAACAGUACUCCGUCGGCGAAGGGCGUUCCGAGGGUGACACCCAUUUCAGCGAUACCAACACCUCUCAUUCACACAUGGAUGAUGGAAGAAAGAGUCCCAUCACCACUUCCGUAGUGGGGAACGGGUCCAACAGCCCCGCGCAUUCUACAACAACCACACCGAGCGUCAAGAAUGAGGCGCAUCCCGCUUGGGAUGACCCAACUGCCGGUGAGCAGCCUCCACGCAGGUUGCCGAAACGGCGGAGUCGUCUGCGCUUGGCGUUCUGGAAGCGCAAACCGCAUCAUUCGCAUCACCAUGAGCUGAGCGGGGAGACUUGA
This is a messenger RNA of Aspergillus fischeri NRRL 181, 3030 nucleotides long. RefSeq names its product 3',5'-cyclic-nucleotide phosphodiesterase PDE2 (gene pdeB). The record is from RefSeq and is a predicted model, not a curated record. The transcript has 5 exons. Gene Ontology annotation, molecular function: 3',5'-cyclic-nucleotide phosphodiesterase activity. NCBI's taxonomy places the organism in Eukaryota, Fungi, Ascomycota, Eurotiomycetes, Eurotiales, Aspergillaceae. Gene Ontology annotation, biological process: signal transduction. The coding region runs from base 1 to 3030 and encodes 1009 amino acids.